Messenger RNA from Camelus dromedarius (Arabian camel), 3715 nucleotides. RefSeq names its product radial spoke head 10 homolog B. The transcript has 18 exons. Bases 1412 to 3673 code for a protein of 753 amino acids. Lineage: Eukaryota; Metazoa; Chordata; Mammalia; Artiodactyla; Camelidae. The record is from RefSeq and is a predicted model, not a curated record.
UGUUGGGUCCCGGAGUCUCAUGGUCCCAGGCUGGUGGCCCUGCGUGCGCCAUGGCGGACGUGACGGUUUGGGCCGGGUCCUCCUCCCCGAGCGGCGCGGCCUCCUAGGACCCGAACCGGUGCGCCGUGGGCGGGGAAGGCCCCCGGGAGGGGCAUGACCCAGCCCGGAGCUCUGGGCUCAGAGAAUGCGCCCUCUUUUUGUGCUGUAAACGGUCGAUAAUACAUACAGUCUCAAGCCGGGGAGAACAGAAGCUAUAUAAAAGUCACUAGGAAACACGCCAGGAGGACGAAGUUUGCUUUAUUAGCAGCUCAGACGUCGCUGAUGGAGGACCAGAGAGCCUGUAGUCACGAGAGUUUAGAAGCGAGAGCAGCUUGCUUCGCUUUCAGUCGUGAGGUGGGGGUGCAGGGCUGCAAAGAGUAAUGGGGUUUUGAAGGCAGAGAGAAGCAGGACCAUGUUGAUAAGAGCAAAGUCUAGAGGAGGGGUCAAGCGGACGCGCGGGGUGUCCAGAGGAUGCCAUCCAGACAGGAGGCAUCCAAUGCACCCCUUGGGGACGUGCAGGUGGACCUUGCAGUCCAGGAUUCACCUAUGCGUCCUGCUUGAUGGGCUGGCAUGUCUUCAGUGGGGCCAGUUUUGGAGGGCCACGAAAACUAGGGCUUUGGAGCCUUGCCUGUCAGCUCUGUGACCUUGAGCAAAUAAUUAGCACAAGGUUUCUUGUUUGACGUAAGAGUCACUAAAUCAACGAUAGUCCUGUUCUAGGGUGACUUCAAGUUGAAAAACAGGAAAGUGACCUAAUAAUCACUCUGUUAUCAGGUGUGCUCCCUGCCGCAUACUUAGGGGUUUGGUGUAUCAUCUCCAGUAAUCCUUACAACCGGACAAGGGACUGUUAUUCCUAUUCGACAUCAGAAACCAAAGGACAUCAAGUUACAGCUGGGAAUGGGCAGUCCAGGAGCCCAAAUUCAGCUCCUGAGCACCUAGCAACGCUGUUGUGUGAAGAGAUCCGCUUCUAAAGUAUGAACUGGAGGCAUAUAAGACUUCAGAGGUUAAGUGGCUGUUUUUCAUGCCCAGGAUUACUAUUCUUUGUUGUACACUAUUUGAAAAGAAAUGGUAGACAGUGGUUCUAAGUUAGAAAAAAAAUUUUUUAGGAAAUAGCCAAUGCAGUAUUAAAAUUGUAUUUUUUUAAGCUGAUGAUAUUGAAUACUUGUAAUUCAUUCUUCAGGCUUUAGGAGAACAAUAAUGACAUUGGGGUUGUAAAACUAGAAUUGUAACUAUGACUGAAACCCUUAAGUAUUUUAGAGACGUAGUUUUUGUUUUUCAGAUAAAACUCAUUGACGUCUUGAAACAAACAGCUUUCAACCAAAGGAGUCAUUUGAUUCAUAUACAUGUAAAGUAAAACAGAGGUCUUCUAAAAGCCAUGGUGAAAGAAAAGAAAAGAGCAGACAAAAAAGGGGAUAAGUCUGCCCGCUCUCCCUUGUCUGUGUCCAAUUACCCAGUGUUUUCCAAACAAGAUGGCAACUCUGUGAGUCAAGAUAUGCCCCCAGGUGCUUCACCACCCCUGGAUGUGCCGCUCAAGGAACGGGGGCUCAAGAGAGAGUCCAUAAAUGAAAAUCUGCAGAAUGAACAUACCACCCAGUAUGAAGAGCCCACUCUGACCAAACUCAUGGUAGAAAGCUAUGAAGGGGGAAAAGUCCACGGACGGUACGAGGGGGAAGGCUUUGCCGUCUUUCAAGGAGGCGGUACCUACCACGGUAUGUUUUCAGAAGGACUCCUGCACGGGCAAGGGACUUAUGUCUGGGCCGAUGGACUGAAAUAUGAGGGGGACUUUGUGAAGAACCUCCCCAUGAACCAUGGCAUCUACACGUGGCUGGACGGCAGCACCUACGAAGGAGAAGUGCUCAACAGCAUGAGGAACGGGUUUGGCACAUUCAAGUGCGGCACUCAGCCCGUGUCCUACAUCGGCCACCAGUGCCACGGCAAGAGACAUGGGAAGGGCUCCAUUUAUUACAACCAAGACGGCACCUCCUGGUAUGAGGGCGACUGGGUGUACAACAUCAAACAGGGCUGGGGGAUUAGAUGUUACAAAUCUGGAAACAUCUAUGAAGGACAGUGGGAAAACAACGUGCGGCACGGGGAGGGCAGGAUGAGGUGGCUGACCACCAACGAAGAGUACACCGGCCAGUGGGAUAGGGGCGUCCAGAAUGGCUUUGGAACACACACAUGGUUUCUAAAGAGAAUCCCCUACUCCCAGUAUCCUUUGAGAAAUGAAUACAUAGGAGAGUUUGUAAAGGGGGCCCGUCACGGCCAUGGGAAGUUUUAUUAUGCCAGUGGAGCCAUGUAUGAAGGAGAAUGGGUUUCCAACAAAAAACAUGGCAUGGGCCGGUUAACUUUCAAGAAUGGGCGUGUGUAUGAUGGUCCGUUUUGCAAUGACCACAUAGCGGAGUUUCCAGAUCUUGAAGGUGAAUUGAUAAGUUACCCGGACCUGCCUUCAGAACCUGCCCUCAGGAGCCAGUCCCUCGGAUCCUCCAUCAGCACCGAAAUCAUCAGAAAGCUUGAUGGCAGUGAAAGCAGUUCCGUGUUAGGAUUGAGCACUGAGCUGGAUCUCAGCUUGGUGCUGAACAUGUUCCCUGAGAGAGACCAGUCAGAAGAAAAGAAGCAGGUAGAAUAUGCUAUCUUAAGAAAUAUCACUGAGUUAAGAAGAAUCUAUAGCUUUUACAGCAGCCUAGGAUGUAGCUGCUCCCUGGAUAACACCUUUCUGAUGACAAAGCUUCACUUCUGGAGGUUUCUGAAAGAUUGCAAAUUUCAUCACCAUAAAAUAACCCUUGCUGAUAUGGACAGGGUACUGAGUGCCAAUAAUGACAUACCAGUUGAAGAAAUUCAUUCUCCAUUUACAACAAUACUUCUGAGGACAUUUCUGAAUUCUCUCCUGCAGUUGGCGUUCCACAUUCAUCACAAAGAAUACCAGAACAAAAGCCCAUUGCUCUUUCUGUGUUUUACAAAACUGAUGACUGAGAACAUUCAUCCAAAUGCCUGCCACGUCAAAGGCCACUUAUUCUGUGAGGUGCAGCGGACGCUCUAUUCAAUGAAUUACAUUGAUAAGUGCUGGGAGAUCUAUACAGUUUACUGCAGACCCAGUGCAGCUCCUCCCUACGAGCUGACCAUGAAGAUGAGACACUUCCUCUGGAUGCUGAAGAACUUUAAAAUGAUCAAUAAAGAAUUAACAGCAACCAAAUUUGUGGAGGUCAUAGCAGAGGAUAAUCCUUUCGUGCAUGACGGAAUUGACAGCAACUUUGAACUUGAGCUGGUUUUCCUGGAAUUCUUCGAAGCUCUGUUAUGCUUCGCACACAUCUCUGUUCCUGACCAAACGACUAAAUCCUGUUUAAAUUUUCCAAAUGAUGACAUCUCUGGAAACAAAUUUGGAAGCACUUACAUGAUGACAAAUCAGAGCACCCAGGACAGGAGCGCAAGCGCAGUGACCAGCCCGGAGUCUGAGGUGCAGUGUGGCAGCAACGAGUCGGCUUCAAGCAAGUUAGGCCUCUUGCUCGAUAUCGGCAAAAUGAGUAAAUCAGAGCCCAAGGUCAAGACGUCUCUAAGCGACGGGAGAGCCUCCAAGAUGAAUUUUAAAUCUCCGGGGAAAGGGCUAACCUUCCUUUUAUCUCAAAAUGGUAUCACUACCUGAAAUUUAUUUGUACCUCCCCACACCUCUCCCAACUCCCAGCAU